Molecule: messenger RNA, 1974 nt
Organism: Biomphalaria glabrata
Lineage: Eukaryota; Metazoa; Mollusca; Gastropoda; Planorbidae
Exons: 6
Coding region: 390-1685 (431 amino acids)
Source: RefSeq, a predicted model, not a curated record
UGUCCUUCAGUAGAAAUUUUUUGAAACGUAACAAAAUAAAUACAAGAAUUUACUUUUUGGCUUUUUCUUUCGCUUUUUAAGUUUAUAAUUUAACAACCUAAGAAGUUCUAGAGACGUGAACACUAUUGAGACAUUUUAAAGGACUACGAUUGACAAUUUAAAAACAAAGCUACAGCAAAGUGAGAUUUAAGCAUUGUUAUAUUUUGGAUUAAAUUGUGAUUUUUGCGACAUUUAAUUCAAAGGAUAAAGGGGAAUAAAGAGCACUUUACAUUCUGUUGUUAUAGCCCUUUAAGCUGGGUUGUGGUUUUCUAAGUUGCAAAACUUAGAUAAAUCUGUUGUUCUGUUUCUAUACUGUGGCUUUAUUACCAACAACCUUUCAUAAUUCUGCAAUGGAUAUCAGAAGAUAUCAAUACCAGUACAGCGUUGUCUCAGCAGUGAUUCUGUUGAUCGCAUGUGGACAGUCAGCUUUCGCGCAAUACAUUUCAUAUCAAGGUCCUAGCCAGCAGAGUAAUCCACUGGACAUUGCAUCCAUCCUUCAGCUCAUCUUUAAAGGUCAGUUCUAUGACAAAGUGGGCGUGUCAUCAGAGCCCACCACCACCACAACAUCCACAACGACGUCCACCACAAAGUCUGUAAACCUCAACAAUUACCUUAACGGGGACGGCAGCGUAAACAGAGACAGAGCUGGACUUCUACCCUCCUUCUUAACUACAACCACUAGAUCCCCAGCACAGGAUAGAGCCCAGGGCAAUACGCCCAGCUGGUUAGACAUCCUUCUUAGACGUUUCCCAACACAGACGAUCAAACCGCAGUAUCGUUCAUACGACGAAGCAGAAACCACUGAGGUCACCAGUGCCUCCUCCACCGCCACCACAAAAAAGAACAACGGCGCCCUCCUGGUGACCAAUGACGCCGUUUUUAUCUUCAACAGCAACAGCGCCAAGAGCACCCCACAACCAAACAAAGAGAGCCCUACGCCCAACACAAAGGAGAUCCAGGUCGAGGUCCAGGACAAGCCCUUCACCGGGGUGCCCAAAGAUUUCUUCGACCAUAAACAAAGGAAGAGGUCCGCUGAAAGAGACACAGACAUAAGAGAGAACAAGACAGAGGCACCGGAAACGCAUCAGACGACAGGAGGUUUGAACUGUUUAGCCUUGGAGCAGUUUGCACCUUGCGAGUACCACCGCCAGUGUUUCGCAAAGAAUGUCGAAAGCUGUCAGGUUCGGGGCUCGUACAUCGGUGACGAGGCGGACAGGUUGUGUCAGGCCGCUCAAAAGAUUGUAGGGUCAACACAGUCGGAGCCACUGAAAUCCUACAUCGCCAACUUAGACGAGUGUAUCAAGGAGGAGCUGGUCGCCAUCCUCGAGUCGCCCUCCUGCGACGACGUCACCUUGGUGCUGAGCGACGCCCUCCUUUACAGUAACCAGUCCAGUUGCUUGUACCUGAGCGGAGAGGUGUGCGACGUCAUCAACGACCCCUUCGCGCGACGAGAUCUGGCCCUGUUGUUCUCGGAGCCUUCAGCUGACCAAGACUUUAUGAUGAGACUGCUCAUUACGUUACUCCAGCUGACCUCCUACUGCCCAGGUGACUCCUCCAAGAUCUUCGUCACUGACGUUAUGAUGGAGGUCAUGAGUGCCCAGGCAAAGUACAAGCUUCCGGAACCGCCUGUUCCCAAAUUUUCUUGAGAAGCCUUCAGUACCACUGAAUUUAUUAUUGACAUUUAUUACUGUAUUCUGCACUUGUAUUCUCCUUCAUUUCCAGUUGGAAACUUGGUUCUUAAUUGAGACUUCUCCACCAUAGUGAACAAACAUAUAGGCAUGUAAUCUAUUAUUUAGACUGAAACUUUUGUUCAUUUUUUAUCCUUGCUUCGGUAUAUUUUUUCUCAACAUUGUCUUGAUCCAAAGUGUUGCCCUUUUUUUAAAAAUUAUUGUAAAACUAAAUGUCAAUAAACUAUUUAAAAAGUUUUGUUUCCUA